CACUAUCCCUUUAGGUAUUUCCAUAUUAUGUUACUUUAAACUUCCACACCAUCUCAGGGUUGAAUAUUAUAUUAAUGUUAUAAUAUUAUUACUUCCUGUCCAGUGAAAACCACGUAUCUCCAGAUGCACUGAUGUUGAAAUGUUUGUUAUGAACAGAAGGAUGAACUGUUCCUCUAUGUGUUGAAAAAAUAGUCCUCCUUCUUAAGCUAAAUAAUCUCUAUAAACCCUCUUGGAUCAGCUGGAAAAUGUAUUGUCACAGAGCUGAAAACAGCCUGCAGUAAUAUUAAUCCAGGAACGUCAGAAAUAACAGCAAAACACUGACAGUGUGGAACAGAUUACUAAAAUGUACAUUCUUUUACUUUAACUACUGUAAGUUGCUGAUUAUUUAUACUUUUACUUCAGUGAGGUUUUAAAUGCAGGACUUUUAAUUGUAGUGGAGUAUUUCCACAGAGUGCAUUACUACUUUUACAGCAGUAAAUGAUCUGAGUACUUUAGAUAUGCAAUAAUAAUAAAAAAGAGAUGACUCUCUGUUAGUCACUCUUUUUAUUUGAUGAAACAUAAGAACAUGCAAAUAGAAUAAUAAGAAAAGAGCCUGUGGUUUAUCACACCAAACAAAAAUACUAUAAAACAGAAACAUAUUAAGUGUCUUGGUUGCUUUUUUGUUCGCUGAAUUAGAAAGUAGUUAGAGCUCAACGUCCUUCAGGAUAAAUACAAAAUAUUUUUUAUUGCUAAAUUCACAUUUAGUGAUAAAAAAUAAUGUCAGCAUCACUAUCAAAUUUAUUAUAAACAAAAUAUUUGUAUGUAAUUUUGUCCAUAUAUUUCCAUAACAUGUCUUACGUCAGGCUAGUGGAAAGAAAAUGUCCAGAACACAUAUUUAUGUUCAGAUUUCUAUAGUGGAAAUGUACUGAAAAACACAUUAUUGACUACAUAAUGCCUCAUUGGAAUAUGUAAACAUAACAUUUCAGAGAUCUUGUAACAUAGAAAAUAAUUGUCAUAGUGUAAGUAAUCAACUAGGGAAGUUUCAUGGUGAUAUCUAUUAGUUAAAAUUUGUACCCUAAUGUCUUCUGUCUAAAAAUACAAUGCAAUACAUAUCUUUAAAGGUCAUUUUCUCAAAGUGAACAACAAAGUACUAAAUAUAUGGCAAAAUGUACAUCAUAUAAAGUUAUAUUUAAACAUAUAUUCAUGUAAUAUUUAAACAUAAACAUUUCAGCACACUUGUAAUAUAAAAAAGUUGUCUCACUAUAACUCAACUUAGCUUUAUUUAUAUAGCACUCUUCAUACAAACAUGUAGCUGUAAGUGCUUCACAAAGCAAAACUGAAAUAGUUGUUUGUUUUAUCCUUUAAAUUGUCUGUAUCAUUACAGUUUUGCCAUGUGAAGCAUUUUGAGAUGCAUGUUUGUAUGAAAGAUGCUAUUUGAAUUAAGUUAAGGAAAAAAACUAAUUAAAAGUUUAUAGAAUAAAAAUAAAUAUAUAAAUAAAUAGAUAAAUAAAAAAUAACGGCAGGGAUAAGAUAAGGUAAAAACCAAUGAUUAAACUUUAAAUGAAGACUGUAAUUCACCUUAAAAUUAAAAAAAAAACAGAUUAAAAAGGUUUAAUUGGUUUUACUUUUAAAAAAUACUGAAAGAGCUUGCCAUUUCAAUAUCUUUACUGUCUUUACUCUAAGUUCAUUGUGCAAUGUAUUAGUUAAAAAUGUUUCCCUAUUCACCUGCAGUGUCUCCAAAUUUUGGUGGAGAAAGGGUUUAAUCUAUAAAGCACUUUGGGUAUGAAAUGUGCUAUGUAAAUACAUUUGCCUUGCCUUGGCUGUAAGGAACUAAAUAGCAUAUUUUCCUGCAGUAAUGUAAAGUUGAGCUGAAGUGAAUAUUGAUGAGAAAAGGAGCAGUUGGUGUUUAUGUGUUUGGUAAGUGUUGUGAGUCACCCCUGUGUAAUAAUAAUAAAGAAGAGUAAUUAUGUAUAUUUCCAGAUGUUAGUCACUCAUUAUGAAGUCUCUGCUGGGAGAGGCCCGGCUGUCCCAAACCACACGACCCGCGCAUGCGCAGAGCUGCGGCUCUCCACCACAUUGAACUCUCGGAAGUUUAGCCAAGUUGAUUUAGCCCAACAGGCUAGCAGCAGAAAACACGGUCCGACCGCACAAAACUUGGUUUUCCCCGAGAAAAAAGUGCUUUUGGACGGAACCUGUUCCCCCGCAGUGAACCCCGGAGUACUACCGAUGGAUUUAAACCGUUUGUCGUCGUUUAAUCUGCGCGAACAGGAGCGUUAGACCCGUCUGAAAGAAGUUGUGAUUGUUUUUUUGGCGCUCUAGCAGCGCAGAGGAAAGAUGGAGGAUCUGCUGGUGUAGCAGCGGGCUAACGCUAGCUGGUUAUUGGUUUACUGGAGCUGCCUCACCACUGAGUGGAUGUCCGGAAAGUUUGGAGGCUGUAAUCCGACACACUGACGGUAGCUGCUGUUCAUGUUAACAGAUAAACUUAAGCAUGAGAGUCCCUCGGGCUCUGAGGAUGGAACCAGGGCUACUGGAGGCAGGAUCUAGAAAUCAGAUGGUGCUCUGAAGAAGCCAUGGGUAGCUGUUUAAGCUGUCCAGAGAAAGAGUCAAUUCCAGAUAAUCAUCAAAGUAAAUUCAAGGUGAUAAACGUGGACGACGAUGGGAACGAGUUGGGCUCAGGUGUGAUGGAGCUUACCGAUGCUGAGCUCGUCCUCCACACCCAUCGCCGUGACGACGUCCGGUGGCCUUACCUGUGCUUACGGCGCUAUGGCUAUGACUCAAACCUGUUCUCAUUUGAGAGCGGCCGCCGCUGCCAGACGGGUCAAGGUAUUUUUGCCUUCAAAUGUUCUCGAGCUGAAGAGAUCUUCAACAUGCUGCAGGAGGUGAUGCACAGCCACAGCAUCAGCGUGGUGGAGGAGGCGGUGCUGGAGCCCAACCACCAGGCAGCACACACUCCUGCAGCUCUGGGUUACUCUGUGCCCACGGUGCCUAACGGUGUGACCAGGAUCCCGUCUGUGGGUGAGGCACCGUCUCACCCCUCCACCCGUCACCCAUCUGUGGCCAGCACCCGUCUGCCCUCUGUGGGAGAGGAGUCCACUCACCCUCUGCUGGUGGCUGAUGAAGCGGUUCACACCUAUGUGAACACCACGGGGCUCCUGGAGGACCAGCCCAGCCCUCUGACUGUCACCACCCCUCUGGAGAGUCCCACCUCUCCUCAGUCUCAGUGUCCUCCGACCCCUCCGCCUCCUCCAAGGGUCCGCACCGAGCCGCCGGCCCCGCCUGCUCAGCCGGAGCCCCAGGUGCUGCUGGAGCCUCAGGGGGUUCGCUUCGUGCUGGGCCCCACCCCUGUUCAGAGGCAGCUGAUGGAGAAGGAGAAAAGACAGCAGGAGGCCAAGGAGGCCGAGGAGCCCCGAGACACUAACGGCCACACCGAGGCCCCCGUCGAGGCUGAGCCGGCCCCCCAGCUCUCCAACGGCUCCUCCUCCAAUCCCUCCACAGCUCCUCGCCGCCACCGCCCACCCCCCCUCACCCCCGACCUGCAGAAUGUCAACAACUCGGCCCAGCGGCGCACCGCCCUGCUGGACUACGAGAACCUGCCGGCACUGCCGCCGGUGUGGGAGGCGAGGAAGCCGAGCUCGGAGGAGGAGGAGAACGGCUGCAGCGGCCUUAAAACGCCAUCGCUCAAUGGCUACAAUCACCACCCCCACCAUGGCCUGCUGCACCACUCCUACUCCCACCCUCUGUCCGCUGCCCUCGAGUCUUCACACAACUACGUCAACACAGAGAAUGUGACGGCGCCGCUCAGUGCCCACCGGCCUGAAACGGCACGGCGCCGCACAGACGGACCGACCAUCUUCAACUUCGACUUCCGCCGGCCGCCGCUAUCGGGUCAUCCAGAGCCGCCCAAAACGCUCAACUACAUCGAGGUGGAGAUGGACAACAGUGCGGGGAACAAGGGCGCUUCAGAUGGCAGCAACCCCCACACGCCCCGCACCCCCACCUCCCCGCUGCCCCCCACUACCCCCACCCGCCGCACCGAGCUCUACGCCCUUAUCGACAUCGAGCGCACUGCCGCCAUGUCCAACCUGCAGAAGGCCCGGCCGCGAGACGACGGCACGUCACGCAAGACGCGACACAACAGCACGGAGCUGCCCACCAAAAGCACUGCGUGACACGCACCUUCCACUUCCUGUUAACCAUUUGUGUUGUUUGAUAAGACGGACGGAGCUUCUUUAUAUUCCCACAAGGAGACAGUGACAGACUCCACCAAGUCUUACAUGACUUAAUGACUUCCUGUGCGGCCACCUUCGCAAGUGGGCCGUCACAAAUGAACCUAGGUACUUGCCAUAUAGCGGUUUCUUCCUACGGUGAUGUAAUACCUCUGUCGGGUUGAUGUUAAUGAGACUGGACUGCAUUCCUCUCCUUAUAUGGUACAAAUCAGUAUUACUGAACAAAGCAUUCCAUUUAGCCUUUUUAUAUGAUUCACUACAUGCUGCUGUAAUUCAGUAUCUAAGGACGACAUGGUACACCACAUUAUGUUUCUGAAUAUGUACAGUAGAUUCUGGCACAAUAAAUGUCUGUUCUGUUUUUAUUUGUACUCGUGGAGAAGAGGCUCAGCUCAUCAUUCAAUUCAGUGAUCAGACACACACGUCACAACACGUAUCCAGAAUCUCAGCAUUGCAUUGUUAACUUUUCAGAUUAGUCAGAUAUAUUGAGUAAUAGGGCUGGGUUAAAAUAAUCGAUUCAUUCAUUUCAAACUGAUCAUUUGAAUGAUCCGGAUUCUUAAAAUCUGAGCUUGAUCUUCUAAAAUAUUUUUAAACCAGUCCUAGAGCUGAAAUAGUAAAAGACUUCAGUAUUGAUCGAUGAUACCGGUUCUUUUAUCUGUACUUUUGAAUGUUUUUUUUGUUUUUUUUGCAGUUUAUUAUCACACUGCAGCCUCUCCCCUGCUCUCUCGUCCCUUUUCGACAGUCAUUGCCUGGCUUGGUUUGGCUUGGCUCGGUUUGGGUUGGUUUGGUUUGGGCUGUCAGCCCAGCACAACAGGGAUUUGCAUUUCCAUUACAACAUGGCUACCUCCUUGAAGGUGUGUCUUUAACUGAUGACGGCUGACGUUUUAAAGCAGCAGGCUGAUCCACAGCUAAAGUCCCCUGUUAUUUUUGCUACAUGUGUUUUUCCACAGCAGGGCCGGUAAAAGAAGUUUACCUGUUGGAGGUGAGCUGUUUGCAGAGGUGCAGUUCCUCAACAUCUCACUGUGGCUGUUUCUGAUCAUACUCUUCCUCCCCGCUGUAUUAUUAGACUUGUCUUUAUUGAAGAGAAGCUGCUAACAAAGUUUUGCUUAUUCAGUAAUAACACAUUUCAUUUCCUAUAGAUUCUUCACAAUAAAAGCCCCUCAUUAUUUUGUUACGUAAAAACUUUUAUCGUGAAGCAGCAAAAUAAGGAAAUGUUGAGCUUUCCAGCAGCAACUUCACACAUCCUCUAAUAUGUCUGAAAGGGAACAUGAAACAGUAAAAUAAAGCAGAUAUCUAAAGGAAAAACAGGACGUAGGAGGAAACUAAACUCCAAACCACAGAGAUUCAGUUAGAAGUUACAGAAGUACUGAGAGACUUUUAAAAGUGCCUUUC
Molecule: messenger RNA, 5594 nt
Organism: Epinephelus fuscoguttatus (brown-marbled grouper)
Lineage: Eukaryota; Metazoa; Chordata; Actinopteri; Perciformes; Serranidae
Product: fibroblast growth factor receptor substrate 2-like
Exons: 7
Coding region: 2550-4148 (532 amino acids)
Biological process (GO): cell surface receptor protein tyrosine kinase signaling pathway
Cellular component (GO): cytoplasm; cell-cell junction
Source: RefSeq, a predicted model, not a curated record